AAUAAAGAUACGGAGCUUGAAUUGUUUGCUUUUCUUCUUCAAUGGGAUAUCCAGACAGAGAACAUCUGUGUAGGGUUGUAUGUAUAAACACAUUGUUCUUGGCGCUCUCGUGGAGCUGUUGGUAAACACGAUAAGAAACAAGUUCAAUGUGACUAGUUCAAGACAGGUAAGGUCAUUGCAAUAAAAAAUAUCUUCUUAGAAACAUUACCCAACUGUUUCAAAUCCCACGAUGCCAGAUAUCAGUUCACAGAAGCCCAAAUUCCCGAAGUCCUACCAAUCCCAAGAAAGUCCUCCCAAAGGAAGGGGAGGCUGGGCCCUGCAACCCGUUCCACACCUGCCCCUCCUCCUCGGACAGGCUUUCAGUUUCCCACAAUGUUAUCUGAGGAGCUGAAGGGAACGAGAUAGCCAGUCCAACGUCCACGAUGCAGCUGGGAUAUAAGCAGGGAGCCCGGCGCUCGGCAGCAGUAUGAACCAGUGUGAAGCCACAAUCUAGAAAUGACAAUGCUUUGGAUUCUGGGCUGCCUGGCGCUCGCCAGCUCUGCUUUCGGGUGCGGGGUCCCGUCCAUCAGGCCAAUCAUCAGCAACUACAACAAGAUCGUGAAUGGGGAGAACGCCGUGCCUGGAUCCUGGCCUUGGCAGGUCUCUCUGCAGGAAACUACUGGGUUUCAUUUCUGCGGCGGAUCCCUGAUCAAUCAGUACUGGGUGGUGACAGCAGCUCAUUGCAGAGUCAGCGCCAGUCGCCAUCGCGUCAUCCUGGGAGAGUACGACAGAUCUUCCAACGCUGAACCCAUCCAGGUGAAGGCCAUCGCCAGGGUCUUCUUUCACCCGAACUACAACGCUCAGAACUUCAACAACGACGUGAGCCUCCUGCGCCUGUCCUCUCCGGCUCAGAUCACUCCCCGCGUGUCCCCCGUGUGCCUGGCUUCCAGCAACAACAUCCCGGCCGGAACCAAGUGUGUCACGACCGGCUGGGGCCGCACUCGCUUCAGCUCCAGCCCAGCCAUUCUGCAGCAGGUCGCUCUGCCCCUCCUCUCCCCCAGCUCCUGCAAACAGUACUGGGGCAACAAGAUCUCUGACGUGAUGAUCUGCGCUGGUGCUUCCGGAGCCUCGUCCUGCCAGGGUGACUCCGGCGGGCCGCUGGUGUGUGAGCGCAGCGGGACCUGGGAUCUCGUGGGCAUCGUGUCCUGGGGCACCCAGGACUGCAGUGUGCAGGCACCUGCCGUGUACGCCCGCGUGGCUGCGCUGCGCAGCUGGAUCGAUAACACUGUGGCGUACAACUAGAGCUUCACGGACACCUGCUACCGCUGUACCUGAGAGACUGUGAAAUAAAGAAAGGCUUGAAUCUGAAGUGACAGCGUGUUAGUGUCUCUGUGGACUGUAUGUGUGUGUGUGUGUGUUUAUAUUGUCCUGUAUAGUUGUUUUUCAGUUUUGUCUCCACUAGGUGGUGGUCUAGAGAAGCAGUGUUGAUAACCACAGGAUCAGAUAUUGACCUAUCUAUACAAACCCAGCAGAGCUGUAAAGAAUGAGACUCUUGUUCUGCAUGGUGAUAUGAAUCAGUGUGUGUGAGAGAGAAGCAGUAUCUAGCCAUUCAAAUACCAGGCACUAACCACAGACACAAAACCCUCUCACAGCGACAGGCAGAUAAACACCAGAGAUAUAUUCGUCACAGGUUUGACUGGAUAGCCCACAAGCACAUCACUGAUCAGGAAGGGCUGGUAAUAGGAAGCCCAGGUAGAGUGGAUCCGAAGAGAAUGAUCGUUUGAGUUCUGGAGGGUUUCCAGGGUGUAUCUCAGCUACACAUGCUGCCUGUGGCUGCUGCUGUAACCGGCGUGCAUAUUAUUCUGAUAAAGGUUUGCUAUAAUACAACCACAGCAAAGCAAAGUGUAAUCACAAAGAAAUACCAAGGACAGCAUAACCAGGGGAAAGCAUAGGGGAAAAACUGUGAGAUUACUGUGCAAAUUUACCUCAUCAAGGGCAAUUAGCAAUUACCCCCCACCCAGAACUG
This is a messenger RNA of Polyodon spathula (Mississippi paddlefish), 2005 nucleotides long. RefSeq names its product chymotrypsin-like protease CTRL-1. Gene Ontology annotation, biological process: proteolysis. The record is from RefSeq and is a predicted model, not a curated record. Gene Ontology annotation, molecular function: serine-type endopeptidase activity. Bases 496 to 1281 code for a protein of 261 amino acids. The transcript is spliced from 7 exons. NCBI's taxonomy places the organism in Eukaryota, Metazoa, Chordata, Actinopteri, Acipenseriformes, Polyodontidae.